AUGCCUGUGGGGGCAGACAGCCCUAGGCAGGCGCCGGCCGGCCGGGAGGUGGUGCUCGCCUCCCCGCGCCCCGGGCCCGCGCGUUGCCGGGCAGCGCCGGCUCCGGGCUCCGAAGGGGGCGGAGCGGCGAGGCCGGCGCGCGGCUGGCGGCCCCGGUCCGCGGUUCCGGCCCCCGCCCGCCCGCCCGCGCUCGCCGGCCUCUGUGCGCGGAGCGCGGCGCCCGGUCCCCGCCGCCUCGCCGCGGCCGCCCCUGCUGGGCCCGAGCGCCGAGCCGCGAGGCCGGCCGGGCCCGCCGGGCUGCCGGGGGCGCGGCGCCGACGCCGAGGCGCGGCCAUGGAGGGGGAGCCCCGCGCCGGGGUCGCGCUGGCGCCGGGGCCUCGCGCCCGCCGCGCCCGCCGCCGCCCGGGGCUGCUGCUCCCCGGCCUCUGGCUGCUGCUGCUGGCCGGGCCCGCCGCGUGCGCCCCAGAUGAGCUGUCUGUGGAGCAGCACACCCCGUCCUUGUCCUCCGUGGAGCUCAUGCCCCAGAACAGUGCUGAGCUCGGCUCUGCACAUGUGGCCUUAACAGCACCCACGCCCGGGUCCCCGCUCAGCAGCCCUCCCCACGCCAUGUCAUCUCCAUCCACCGCUACUUUUGAUACAAACUUUUUUAAUCAAGGAAAACUGAUCCCAAGUACAGCCGACCCAGGCACCUUCGAGACAGAUCACGUGUCUCUGAUGAGCAACGAGGUGUUCAUUGAUGACGACGAAAUGGAUAACUUUUUGCCAGAAACCCACUGGACCACUUCCCGGGGCGGUUCUCCGGUAAGGUCUAUCACAGUCAGUGCUCCUGGGCGGCCCAGAGACACGUUCGACUCUGGACCGACUCCAUCAUUACCCAUCACGUCUUUGCAAGAUAAAGAAGUGACAUCGGUCUGGCAGAUCUCAACGCAACAAGCAGCAACGUAUGCUGAGCCUCCCAGUCACCCCAACACCUUUCAGUCAUCUCUUCUCGUCUCCGAUGGCAUGAUUCUGACUCCGAGUCGGAAUUUGGUGCUUUAUCCUACUCUCACUUACGGGCAGUUAUCGAGCAGGACUCUGCUGGAGGUCAUGGCUUCCGCGCCAGGGGCUAUAGAAACCUCCCCUUCUCACCCCGGGGCUUCAGUGCCUCAGCCUUCAGGGGAUGGCAUGACCCCACAGCCGUCAGGGGAGGCCUCACAGCCUCCAGGGGACGUCCUGGCCUUGACGAUAGGCAGGUACCCUGAUGUGACCCCCACUUUGAGUCACAGUCUACAGGAAACCGUCUCUUGGAGCACGUACCCUGCUGCCGCUGGAGCUCAGCCAGCCCCGACUUUAAACAGCGGCUUCCACACACACUCGGCUUCGUUUCCAACUCCUCUUGUGGCUAUAAAUUCUUCUACACCGUCAGCGGAUGUUUCCUCUCUCCCCCUUCUUCCCAGCAGCUCCAGUGACACAUGGGACUCGCCCCCUGUGUCCUUGGCCGCAGGCCCUGUGGGUGACCCUGACACCCGGGGCCCGAUGUCUUCACCCAGACCCUUCACGUGGUGCGUGUCCUGCACGCUGGCGUCCCCACAUUACGGCCCGUCAGCCAGCCUCCUGGAGAAGGAAGUGGGGUCGGGGGACGGUGCAGAGACUCCGGCCAUGACCCUGCUGGAGGCCAGCAGCAGCAUCUCUCCUCCGAGCAGCCUGGAGGCAGACUUCUCAGAAUUCGAGGAGGAGCCUCAAGUGUUUAACACCCUGUUUCCCUCAAGGCCUGUUGUUCCACUUUCUUCUCGACCUGCAGAAUUUGCAGAAACCAGCGUUGGUGUUUCGGCCCAGGUGGGCAUGGAUGGGGCUCUGACCACACAGGUGUAUCCUGCCCAGGGCCUCCCGUCCACACCAGUGAUGCCCGAGGCCCCGUCUGUUGUCUCCUCCUCUGUCAUGCUGUCCAGUGGGACAGCGGUGUUGUCCUCAGCUGUCACCAGUGCUCCCCUUGACAUGUCUUUCCUCAGCACGACAAACAAAAUCAUUCCAUCGCUGGCUCUCAGUCCCUCCAGCCUCUCCCCACUGUAUAGUUUGGGUCCUUCAGGAGAGUCCUCACUGUUCUCUGACCCAGACCCCACCAGUUUUUCCAGACAUGAAACUGGAAGUGUCUGGGAUUUUGCAUCCAGCUUUUUCUCAACCCCUCUGCUGGAACCCAGCAGCUCCGGGCCUCCCCCCUCAGUACCAGCUUCUCCCUCUCUAGUGUCAAGCGACGGGGCAACCUUUGUUUCUCAGGCUUUUCCUACCUUGGUUGAGACGUUUACAUUGUCUGACUCUAUCACUCCACAGUCGCCGCCUCAGCUCUCUGUUCCUAACUCCACAAACCCGGAAUUUUCUCUGCUCUGGCCAAGCUCAGGCAUCCUUUCCACGACAUUUGGUUUUCUCCCCACUUACUCUGAGUUCUCACUACUCUCAAGCAUCCCUCCUGAGUCUCUGCCGUUCUCAGAAGCAUCCACAUUUUUGCCGACAGAGUCUGGAGCUCAUCUUACCUCAGCUUUCACUGAAACUACCUCCUCUUUUGAGUUUUCACUCACGCCCCAGGAACCUGCCGUCUCCACACUGGUGCCCCCCAGCUCCGAGCCCCUCCUGACCAGCUCGACGGCGGGAAACCACCGAACGUCACUUUGGGCUGCUUUCCCCACGACCACGCUUUCAACUCAGUCUUCUCUCUUUUCGACUUGGACACCUUCCGACGACAACAUCAGCGCCCUGGACGGUCACGCGUCCGCCUCACCCGCCUUCUCUAGAGCCGCCUCCUCCCCUGCGCCACUGGCCACCCCUGUGUCCCCGCCGCCAGCAUCCUCCUUCAUUUCCGAGGUGAGCCCCACGGCAGUCCCCACGGAGCCGGAGCCGGUGUUGGCGGGCCCGUCUCUCACGCCCACGCGUUUCCCGAUGAACGCCUCUGCGGAACCCAGCUCAGGGGACACCGGCACUGCACCUGAUUCUGCCAUCCGCACCACCUUGAGCGGCCCAGCGGCGAGCCAGGCUCCCCCCGAGGACAGCUCAGCUUCCCCACCUCCGUCCCUUCCUCCCGAGACCACCUCCAUGCCAGAAGCAACAGAAGACACCCCGGCGCUGCUCGCCACCAAGCCGCCCUACCUGUGCGACAUCACGGUCCCCGACGCCUAUCUCAUCACCACCGUGCUGGCCAGAAGAGCCGUGCAGGAGUACAUCAUCACAUCCAUCAAAGAGGUGUUGAGGAUUCACUUCAACCGAGCAGUGGAGCUCCAGGUUUAUGAGCUAUUUGCUGACUUCACAUUUCUGGUCACAUCUGGUCCUUUUGUUUACACGGCAAUCUCAGUCAUAAACGUCCUUGUCAAUAGCAAACUGGUCCGAGACCAAACUCCUUUGAUCUUGGCUGUGAAACCUUCUUUCCUUGUGCCAGAGUCUCGGUUCCAAGUUCAAACCGUGCUGCAGUUUGUGCCUCAGACCGUGGACACGGGCUUCUGCAACUUCACCCAGCGCAUCGAGAAGGGCCUGAUGAUCGCCCUGUCUGCAGUGAGGAAGCACCAGCAGGGCACGUAUAACCUCACGGUGCAGAUCCUGAAUGUCACCGUGGGUUCUCCCCGGAUGGCCCCUCGGCGUGGCCCUGUCAGCAUCGUCUUCGCCGUUCGGGGCUCGCAGGGGCUCCUGAGCGGGUGGGAGGUGAGCGAGAGGCUCAGGAACCUGAGUGUGGUGGAGUUCAGUUUCUACCUGGGGUACCCGGUGCUGCAGAUCGCCGAACCCUUCCAGUACCCACAGCUCAACUUGUCUCAGCUGCUGAAGUCCUCUUGGGUGAGGACAGUCCUCCUAGGUGUGGUGGAGAAGCAGCUCCAGAAUGAAGUGUUUCAAGCUGAGAUGGAGCGCAAGCUGGCCCAGCUGCUCAGCGAGGCGUCCACGCGGAGACGCAUGUGGCGGAGGGCCACGGUGGCCGCGGGCAACAGCGUGGUGCAGGUGGUAAAUGUGUCCAGGCUGGAGGGAGAUGAUAAUCCUGUGCAGCUCAUUUACUUUGUGGAGGAUCAAGAUGGAGAAAGACUCAGUGCAGUCAAGUCUUCAGAUCUGAUUAACAGGAUCGAUAUCCAGAGAGCAGCCAUUAUCUUGGGUUACCGCAUUCAAGGCACUGUUGCCCAACCCGUGGAUAGGGUGAAGAGGCCAUCCCCCGAGUCCCAGAGCAGCAACCUGUGGGUCAUAGUCGGCGUGGUGAUCCCAGUGCUGGUAGUGCUGGUCAUCGUGGUCAUCCUCUACUGGAAGCUCUGCCGCACGGACAAGCUGGACUUUCAGCCUGACACCGUGGCCAACAUCCAGCAGCGCCAGAAGUUGCAGAUCCCCAGCGUGAAGGGCUUCGACUUUGCUAAGCAGCAUCUGGGUCAGCACAAUAAAGACGACAUACUGAUCAUGCACGAGCCGGCGCCACUGCCGGGGCCCGUGAAGGACCACACCACUCCCUCGGAGAAUGGGGAUGUGCCGAGCCCCAAGGCGAAGAUCGUGGCGAAGACCAUCCGUCACCGAGGAAGAGUUUCUCCCUCAGAUGCUGACUCGACAGUGAGUGAAGAGUCCAGCGAGAGGGAAGCCGCAGACAAGACCCCGGGAGUGGUGGCCGACGGGAAGCCCCACCGCGCCCCGCAGAGUGGGCCACCUGCCCCCAGUUCAGGCACAGAGCAGCACUCGUCCGCCUCCAUCUUUGAGCACGUGGACCGAAUUUCCCGCUCCUCUGAGGCCAGCCGGCGGGUUCCCAGCAAGAUCCAGCUCAUCGCCAUGCAGCCCAUCCCAGCCCCUCCUCUCCAGCAUCCUGUGCUGGCCGACCGAGUGGCAGAAACCAACAAAAUUAACAAAGAGAUUCAGACGGCUCUGCGGCACAAGUCGGAGAUCGAGCACCAUCGCAACAAGAUCCGACUCCGCGCCAAGCGCCGCGGCCACUACGAGUUCCCGGUGGUGGACGACCUGUCGUCGGGGGACACGCGCGAGCGCCACCGCGUCUACCGCCGGGCGCAGAUGCAGAUCGACAAGAUCCUGGACCCCACGGCCAGCGUGCCGUCCGUCUUCAUCGAGCCCAGGAAGAGCUCACGGAUAAAACGUUCUCCAAAGCCGCGCCGCAAGCACCAGGUCAAUGGCUGCCCGGGCGAUGCUGAGAAGGACAGACUCAUCACCACUGACAGCGAUGGCACCUACAAGAGGCCCCCCGGCGUCCACAACUCUGCCUACAUUGGCUGUCCGUCCGACCCUGACCUCCCGGCCGAUGCGCAGACGCCAUCCUCGGCAGAGCUGGGGCGAUACCCGGGCCUGCCCUUCCCGGCCCCCCAGUACAUCCCGCCCCAGCCGUCCAUCGAGGAGGCGCGCCAGACCAUGCACUCCCUCCUGGACGAUGCGUUUGCCCUGGUGGCCCCCAGCAGCCAACCCUCCAGCACCCCGGCUGCAGGCCCUGGGGGCCCGGCCGGCCUGCCCGCCAGCAGCACCCCAUCCCGGGAAGAGCGGCGAGCCACCCAGUGGGGGUCCUUCUACAGCCCAGCACAGACGGCCAACAACGCCUGCAGCAGAUAUGAAGACUAUGGGAUGACUCCCCCAUCAGGCCCUUUGCCAAGACCAGGUUUUGGCCCCGGUUUGCUGCAGUCUUCGGAGCUGGUGCCCCCCGAGUCCCAGCAGCCACAGGCACCUGCCGAGGCCCCGUUCACUGCCCGAGGGAUCUACUCUGAGGAGAUGCCACCGGUGGCCCGGCCUCGGCCCGUCGGGGGCACCACAGGGUCCCAGAUCCAGCACCUGACGCAGGUGGGCAUUGCCAGCCGAAUUGGAGCUCAGCCGGUGGAGAUCCCAGCAAGCAGAGGCGGCCAGUACGGCGGGCCAGGCUGGCCUUCCUACGGGGAGGAGGAGGCGGGCCGGAGAGAAGCCACGCACGUGCUGGGACAGCAAGAGUAUUCCUCGUCGCCGCUGUUCCAGGUGCCAAGGACUUCAGGCCGGGAGCCCUCUGCGCCCCCGGGGAACCUCGCGCCCAGGGGCCUGCAGGCCUCGGCGCGCGCCUACCCCAGCAGCUCCACGGAGGACCUCCAGCCCGGCCACUCCUCGGCGUCGCUCAUCAAAGCCAUCCGCGAGGAGCUGCUCCGGCUCUCCCAGAAACAGACCCCGGUGCAGAACUUCCACAGCUGAUGGGCCGGGCGCGCGGGAUCGCCAAGUAUCCGCUUCCCGUGGAAGCAAGACGAGGGGCGCGCAGGGCCCAGGGCCGGGGGCCGGGAGCACCUCCGCGCGGGUGGCGGGAGGGAGCACGGAGGCCGCCGAGCAGGCCCGAGGCGCGAUGCUUUUGAUAAGUGGGCAGUUUUGUUCGGUUGAGUCAAAAUUUACAUCCUUUUGACCAAAAGCCAGCAGCAAGUCCUGCAAGACAAACCACACUUCUACGCGAAGGAAAGGACUGAGAGCAGGUUCCCUUUGAAAAACAAAAGGUGAAAAUAUGUAGAUGGUGGAGGGAUGCCCGGGGCGGGAUGCCCGGGCCUGCGGUCCCUGGAGGAUGAGAGUCAGACUGGUUUGUAGGAUGAGCCCGCUGCUUGGUUUUCUGAGAAAAGAGAUGUGAAGACAUUUUAUUAGUGGCUUGAUUGAUUUCCUUCUUUUCCUCCCUAGGAACUUAUUUUAAUAGUGAUAUUAACAACAGUACUAAGAUGGUUUGGGGAUUUAAAAGCUACUGGUGAGAAACCAAAACGUAGAUUGUAGAACCUGAUGGUUGCAAACGAAGCCAUCCUCUGCAUUUUCCUUCUACUCCUGGUGCUACACCUUUAUGUCUGUGAAAUGCGACUUUGGCUUUUUCAGUGGAAGAAUGUGUUGAAGGUUUCAUUUUGUUUUAGAAAGAAAAAAAAAAACCACCUCCCAAAUGGGGGAGGCAACAGCUUAAUAUUUGCUUGGUCAUUCAAAAUACAUAUGGACGUUUGGAUUUCCUUUCUUAAGUGUAUUUGCCAUUUCUUAACGGAGCACGUGCAAGGGAGAGCAUCCUGUUCCAGCAUGUCAUCAUGUAGGCCAGUUCCAUCCCAGGAGGCGUCCAAGAGGCCCUGUCUCAUCCUGGCACUUCGCUGGUGAGCGGCUCAUCAAUGAUGUUUGGAUGAGAAAUCUCACAUAAGCAAAAAUCCCAAAAAGUCCUGGGACCACCAAAUUGUCGUUCACGCAUUCCUAGUCAUUUCAGUCCCGGACACACCCUGCUGCAUUUGAGACCUGCAAAUGAGGCUGCGUUCAGCUCAGCCUUUCUGCAACGAAUCAAGAAAAGUGAAGAAGAACUGUUAAGACCACGAGUGAACAGAGGAUUGCUCUUAAUUUCUGAUUUUUCUCGUGCACGACUCUGCUGAGCGACUGUUCAAUCCAUUUAAGGUACUUUGGGUCUCACGGAGGGUGUCAGCUCACCUGAGGUUUUCUCCUGAAGUCAACACUAAUCCACUUCCCAAUUAAAGUGAAGUUUUGUAACAAGGGCCGCUUUCUCCUGGUACCUGGGUGAAGCACAGAACAGUUAGCAAACAGGUUUCUGCUCUGAAUCCUUUUUCACAAAGGUAAAUGGCAGAUAAGUGGGUAGGAUUUGGGGCUCUGACCAAUCAAAAUCUGAGUCAUGUUCUACAGCCCCUGAAACAGCUAAGCCAGGCUUCCAAAGCGUGGCCCUUGGGUUCCAGAACUGUGGUUCUUCACCUCCGCAGUGGAACCUUUUAUACAGACGUAGAGUCUAACAGUACGGGGAGGCUGGUCCUGGGAAGUUAAGUGUAGCCGUUUGCACCUGUUCACCUCUCUCCUCCUGUUCACACGGUCUGCACAGACUUCCAAGAACAUGGCCCCUUCUGGGUUUCAUUUCUUACCUCUCUGUCUUGGUUCAAAACCAGACUUGCUCCAAAGUAGAGGAUUUUCUUUGCUUAUCUCUCAAAAAUACCAGAUUUCCUGAACAUGUUAGUAAGGAUUUCAGAUAUCCAAGCAGAAUUUUAUUAUGGCACCUAACAGUGAAUUCAAGUCAUGUGCCAGCAGAUGGAAUAAACGCACACCCAUACUCUCCUGCUCUGUUCACCAUUGUGUUUGCACAACUAGUGCUAAUAAUGGUGACUUCUUUGUACUUUGCAGAAAGGGGUGUCUGUUUUAAAAGGGGUUGACUGCAGUAGGGACGUUGAUGCCUGUCAAAUUAGCAUAAGAGGAUUGUACCCAUUUGGUUACCCUUAGAGCCAACAUACCUUUCAAACAGGUGUCAAAACCAAAGAGGACAUAGAAUAUAUAGCCAGUGGGGUUGGGGUGGUGUGAGCAACCCAGGGGUUCCCCAGCAUGCUGGAAUGGGUCAUAAAGCACAGACUGUGCGCUUGUCUCCUCUGAACACGUCCCAGCCUUUGUGGCUGUCCCCAGACUCAGCACAGGCUCGCUAUGGGGGCGGGGGCUGGUGGGGGGGUGGAGGCCACCACACCCAGGGUAUCAGAUAAUGCAACUCAAGUGAUUUACUUUAUUUUUUUUUUAAGAUUUAUUUAUUUAUACAUACAAGAACUGGGGUAUAGGCCAGAGGUGUGGGGGUGAGAGGAUUCACCAGAGACAGAGUGGGGAACAGAACAGGCAGAUUGACUGAAAUACACUGCUGAGGGGAGCAAUGGAGAGACAGGGGAGGUCUGCUGUGCCAUGUGGGUAGCUCCCUGGCUGGCCUGGGAUCGAACUCGUGCUGCAGUGGCUGCAGAUAGCUUCAUAGGUUGCAUCUUAACCCCUUUCGCCACCAGGGGUCCCCUCAAGUGAUUUACUUUAAAAUCCCUCCUGUGUGGCUUUGGAGUUCAUCAAUGAACACGCUGUUCAUUUAAGUCAGAGCUUUGGAGCUGAUUGUUUGGGAAAAUGAUUGCAUUCAGAGUUUAUUUUGUCAUUCUCUCGCUGUGUCCCUGAGCCUCAUUCUCCCCAUCAGCCAAGGAACAGGCCUCCCCUGCCCACCUCCCAGCAUAUCUCAUUGUGAGAAUCACAUGAGGCCGUGUGUGCAAACAUUCCUGGAGGAGGGAGCACAAAACCCUGUGGUAUAUAACAUGCCCUGUAGGAUUGACUGGAACAGACCUUCUGAAUGACUGUGAUUUCUGUGAAUGAGCUCAAGGAGGAAACCAGAGCAGGACCAGAGGCUCCUUUGCUUUAAAUUCACUUCUCCAUUCACUUGCAAACAGCAUUUAUUAAGCGUCUUGCUGCUCCUGCUUGUCUGCUGUUCCUGGCACCGAAUAAGUCAGCAGCCCUGAGCUCUUAGGAUCUAAGUCAGAGAACACAGAUGGCUGCUAACAGACAGAAGACGGAGAGCAGCAGACUGGUUACAAAUUCUCGAGAGUACAAAGUUGCUCAGAAGAAUGGCAGUUGCACAUUUGGAAACUGUGGGAUCUUGGAGUGAUGGCAGCUUCAGAACAACUUUUAAUCAAGGCAGAGGGGAAUAGCCCAGGAAAGUGAUGAGAUCUUGCUCCGAGGGGGCCUGGGGAAGGAUGUAGAAGGACAGUAAAAGUAUCCCUGGAAAUGGACUUGAUCUUGGUCUGCUACGAUGUCAAACCAAAUCCCUAAAUCUACUGUGUCGGGAGUUCUAAUGACCCCAGCGGAGAGCAUGGUGCAGUGAGCUUGCUUGGGCAGUGGAUGCAGCGGGAAGAUAGCGAGGUCUCUGGAGGUCUGUGAAGAGGAGAACCAGCCGGGAGAGGGAGUGGAGACCAAGAACCACUGGGGGACCCUGAGAAGUAGGAAAACGAUGCAAGUUCUGUCCGGGCUUGUUGCUCUGGGCAGAUUUCAGCAACCAGUCAUUAAAUCCUUUGUGGAGCGGAGCAGGUUAUAAAUAAAGACAUUCAACUUCUUUAUGGCUGCCUACACCUGUUUUGCCACAUUUCACUUAAUUUAAGAUUGUGUUUUGGUUUGGGGGGCACAUGGCUUUUCAGGGCACGGCGCCGGUGAUGCAGAGCAAGGCUGCAGGUUGCCAGAGGCUUGGGUGGAAAUGAGGGAUUGUGGGUGCUGUGAUCCUGCGUCUGAGACCCCGUGCAGGGUCAGCGCUCUCACCACUGCUCUCAGCACUCCUCAGAGCCCCAGCGGGCAGAGCCGUCACUCGGAUGCCCACUGCGUUUGCAGUGAUUCACGAGUUCAUCGUGAAACAAGCUUUCUCUCUCCCUUUCAUACUAGAUUCUUGGACACGAAUGAAUUUGUCAGUUGGAAGGAGAAGUGGUUACAGUUCUGGGGGCAGGGGUUAAGGGCAAGCUCCAGUCUUAACUCCCACACUAACUUUAGCUCCAUUGGGUUUUAGCCAUUUCAUUUCUACCUCCACAGCAAGUCUCCAAAGCCAGUCUCCAGAGCCUGCUUAUCCACAUUUGUCCCAGGCAAGAGUGCGAAGAAGUCUACUUCCAUACCUGCAGAGAGAACAUUUGAACACAGAACCCAUUUUUUUAUGGGAUGGCCACCUGGACUUCAUGUUUACGUUUACCCCAGUUUGUUAGCAGGUAACCACCAAACAGGUGAGAGGGUUUCUAUGAGCAACAGCUGUAACAUCCUCAUAAAAUGUACUCGGUUGCAUGUGACCUAGUGGACAAGGAGUGUGCACAUUGCAGGUUUUAAAAAAAUACUCGUGGAGGUGAAUUUUCAUGGUUUGAACAGGGACUCUUUUCUCCACGUCUCCAAGAAGACUUGAAAACUGAAACCUCUCGGUACAAUCCUAAUUCCAUGCUUGUGUGUGUAAAAGUACACCUGAUAUUUCAUCUUAAGAACAUGCAGGAGCAUUGAAAUUUAGGAAAAGAAUAUUAAAUGCCUACUAAACGUGAAGCAAAGUUAGGAAGCAGCGAGCAAGUGAGAGGAGGAGCAAUGUCUUUGUCCACAUCAGUUUCCCACAGAGUGGAUGAUUAUGCAGGCUCCUUGCUUUUCCUUUUUUCCUCCAAGUUUUUCUGUGCUGGGGCCACUUCACAUGUAAAGAGUGCAAAGGUAUAUGGGACAGAGAUAGAAGUUUUACGUGAUCCGGGUCUCGCUGUCCUUGAUGCCACAACCUUUCCAGACAUCUUGGAGCUUGUGGUUGGUCCCUUUUCAUGCCCACCAGCUUUCAAGCACUCAUGACUGACCUCCCUAAGUGGAAGUUAGGAACAGUACCAGGUCAGAGUCAAGCCAGACACCCUGUACUGUUCCUCCUGCAGAUGUGGGGACAGAAGGAGGCUCCACCCAUGUACUCAACUGCUCUGAGCUUGUUUCAGAGGGCUUGUUUCAGAAAAGGGGAGUAGAAAUUCUUCUCAACUUUGCCCUCCACCAUUUAGAGAUGGAGACCAGGUUAGCAUUGCCCUUGCAGGAAAGGUAGCUGCUCUGGGACGCCCACCUGGUUCCUGCUUUGUCAAGACCCAUGUUCUUCUUGCAUCUCAUUCCUCGAUGAUGAGUGUUAAUGUACGAAAAUAUGCAGAGUAUGUUGAGGCCACUUGAUGCCUCAAUACUGCAACUUGAACUUGACAAUCAUGGUUUGCUGGUCUCAAACAGGCACUUAAAGUUCAGAAUGGGUAUAUGAUUUAGGAAGUGAAUCUUCCCUUCUCUUUGUCAGUUACGUUUCUACCCUUCAAUUAGCUGCACUGUUUUCUAAUGUGCUGUAGAGUUUUUGAAAUAAUUUAUGCAAGUGUUUGGUUUCCAUGUUUACAAUUUAUACAGCUUUCCUAGCAUUUUAAAUGGAAAUGUCAAUAAAUGCUAUGAAUUGGUGUCAAAUGAUACUUUUCUGUUCAUUUCCUUUGCAAUAUGACUAUCAUUUGUAAAAUGAUAAAGUAGAGCAAAGAGAUGAUCUCUUUAUUUUCCAAUUUUGGUGUCCCCCAGAAUACCGAAUGCUGUCCAUUUCCAGGGAGCUGAGUUGAGUGUAGUCUGUUCAGUGUGUGGAUUUUGCAGAAUUGUUUUUGCUCCCACUGGCCAGCGCCACCCUGGCACUCAGGUGUUCUGCUUUACUGCCACCCAUUCAUCAAGUUGAUGUUCCCACUAAGAGCAGAUUAAUUUUGGAAUGAAAAGAUUAGGACGCUAAAGUCUAGGAAGAUAAAACGAGAAGACCAAAGGCUAUACAAUCUUGGAAGGUAAUAGGAUAAUCCUUGAAUUGUUUACAAAGCCCAAGAAAAUAAGAACCCAGUGAAACUGAGAAAAGCAAAAGGAACUAAAAAAGGGCAGUGGAAUCUAACUACAAAAUGAAAUGUGGAACCUAGAUAACAUCCUGGAGCAACAGAGACAGUAACAGAAAAGGUUGUCAGUGGAAAAACUGGUGAAAUCCCAAUAAAGUCUCCAGUGUGGUUAA
Messenger RNA from Talpa occidentalis (Iberian mole), 12211 nucleotides. RefSeq names its product KIAA1549 ortholog. The record is from RefSeq and is a predicted model, not a curated record. The transcript has 21 exons. Bases 1 to 6135 code for a protein of 2044 amino acids. NCBI's taxonomy places the organism in Eukaryota, Metazoa, Chordata, Mammalia, Eulipotyphla, Talpidae.